UCUUUCGACCGCAGCAACAGUUAGUCAGCCACCUCCGUAGCUUGCUAGACAAAAUAGCAGAACCAAUAAAGCUCUUUAGACGCUUUAGUGUAUAUUAGCCACUGUGCUUUAAACCCACUUCUGUCGUCUAGUUUGUUAUCCGAUUUAAUUUCAUAUUUACGAUGCUGUUGUUUUUAGUCAUCUAGCGGGCUGGUUAAGUUAGCAUUAGCCUAGCUAGCUAACAUCCCGACCAUGAGUUCACUAAGCUACUCUCCUCCUGCUGAAGAAGAUGAGGUCUGCUGGACGGAGAAGGAGGCUCUCGUGAAAGAGGAGGAGGAAGAGAAGGAUAUUACAAUACGAAAACAAGUAGAGGGUGAGUCUGUUACAAUUAAAGAAGAAGAGAAAUACAUUUCAGUUAAAGAAGAGGAAGACGCGUUCAGAGUGAAAGAGGAAGUUACAGUAAAGGAAGAGGCGUUCAGAGUGACAGUUAAAGAAGAGCAAGACGUGUUCAGAGUGAAGGAGGAGGAGGAUGCAGUUUUUGGAGUGAAAGAGGAAGAGGGAGAGAUGACUGUCACAUUGAAGAAGGAAGAAGAGGAGGAAACUGGAUAUCUGGGCCCGGUUUCCCAAACGCAUCUUAAGGCAUCCAAUGGUUCUAAUGAUGAACUUGCACUGAUUAACACUCGAGAGAGAUGUGACUAUCGUGGAUCCUCUGUGGAGCCUCAACAACAUAAUGAUGCUGACGAGGCAGAGAAGAGUCUCUCCACAACAGAACACCUAAAGAAAAACCAGCGGAGACCCACAGGAAAGAAACCUCAUUGCUGCUCUGAUUGUGGGAAACAUUGCAAAUAUUCAUCAGACCUUAAAAUACACCAGCGUGUACACACAGGAGAGAAAUCUCACCACUGUUCAGAUUGUUCAACAUCACAGAUUUUGAAGCUGCAGCAGAGAACACACACAGGAGAGAAAUCUCAUAGUUGUAAUCAAUGUGGGAAGAGUUAUUUAAGGUUAAAAUCACUAAAAGUACACAUGAGAAUUCACACUGGAGAGAAACCUUAUAGCUGUGAUCAAUGUGGAAAGAGUUUUGUUCAAUCUAGCGAUCUGACAGUACACCAGAGAACACACACUGGAGAGAAACCUUUUAGCUGUGAUCAAUGUGGGAAGAGUUUUAUUGCAUCUAGCAAUCUGACUAUACACCAGCGGACACACACAGGAGAGAAGCCUUAUAGCUGUAAUCAAUGUGGGAAGAGUUUUAUUACAUCUAGCCAGCUGACUUCACACCAGCGAGUACACACAGGAGAGAAAUUUUACCACUGUUCAAAUUGUUGGAAAAGCUUUUCAACGUCACAGACGUUGAAGCUGCACCAGAAAACACACACAGGUGAGAAACCGUACAGCUGUGAUCAGUGUGGGAAGAGUUUUAUUACAUCUGGCAAUCUGACUAUACACCAGCGGACACACACAGGAGAGAAACCUUAUAGCUGUAAUGAAUGUGGGAAGAAUUUUAAUACAUCUAGUCAUCUGACUACACACCAGAGAGUACACACAGGAGACAAACCGUAUAGCUGUGAUGAAUGUGAGAGGAGUUAUACUGCAUCUAGCCAUCUGACCAGACACCAGCGAGUACACACAGGAGAGAAACCUUAUAGCUGUGAUCAAUGUGGGAAGAGUUUUACUACAUCUAGUGAUCUGAAGGUACACAAGAGAACACACACAGGAGAGAAACCUUAUAGCUGUGAUCAGUGUGAAAAGAGAUACACUCGUAAAAGAUUUCUGAUCAAACAUCAGAAAAUACAUACAUGAAGGAGUUAUUUGGUGAGAUCAAUGAAAUAACAAUUUAGAAUGUUUUUAACAUUGUGUUUGGAGUUUAAGUCAUUUCACAAUGUAGAACCCUAAACGUUUGCCCCAUUCAAUAUAUUUCAGCAUGAUAGGGAUAUUAGCCUAGGGAAAAAUCCAGGCUCUGAAAUGGAAGAGUACUAUUUAUGUGAUUUAACAAAAAGUGAGUUACACUUAUCACGUUGGUGACCCACUUGAAUCAAAAUGGAACACUUCAAAAUGUAGCUAGCUGUUUACCACGUUGGUGACCCACUUGAAUCAAAAUGCAACUCUUCAAAAUGUAGUUAGCUGUUUACCACGUUGGUGACCCACUUGAAUCAAAAUGCAACACUUCAAACUGUAGCUAGCUGUUAUCUUCAAAUUGUCCUCUAACCAGUGAUGUACACAUUAUUCCCAGAUUCCGUGUCGUUUUUGAGCUGUUAGUUUUAACAGGGUGUGCAACCUCAUCUCCCUCCUCUCGCACAAUUGAUUUGAACAUGAUAUCGAUGAGUGAUGACAAAUAAGUGUUGCGUUCCAUUGUUUAGCGACCCCUACAUUUAAAUGCAUCACUCCAAAAUGUAGCUGACUGUCAUGUUUUAUAAUUCCAUGCAUCACCAUUAAGUGAAUUGUUGCCAACUCAAAAUUAACAAAGGGGUGUACAUUUGGUUUUGAUAUUUCAUAUUUACAAUUCAUGUAACAUUUAGUAAUCAUCAUUAUUUAUGCAACCAACUGAUAAUUUUCGGGUAUAAUUAUAUUGACAUUGUUGCCCUGCUUUUAUAAUUUCAGGGUUAAUUCUCACACGUGCCAACCCAAAUGUACUAGAGCAGGGGUGUCAAACUAAUUCCACGGAGGGCCUAGUGUCUGCAGGUUUUUGGUUCUUCCUUUCAAUUAAGACCUAGACAACCAGGUGAGGGGAGUUCCUUGCUAAUUAGUGACCUUAAUUCAUCAAUCAAGUCCAAGGUGGAGCAAAAACUCGCAAACACUCUGCCCUCCGUGGAAUGACUUCGACACGUGUGUACUAGAGCAUGAUAUUGUGGACUAGGCCCUGAUCCAACAACAUGCCUACCGAGUGAACCCUGAAAAGAGAGAACUCCGCAGUGAGGUGGAAAGUUACUACGGAUAUUGCAGGAGUUUCCUCUUGAAAUCAGACAUAUCCGUGGUAAGGACAACUUGGUUGCUGAUUGUCUCAAGGGUGGGCAUUCAAAAAGAUUUGUGUUUUGCGUUUAGCCAGUGCGUUACCAUGGAUGCCAAUUGAUUUUGACUGCACUUUUUCUGUAUUGGAGAUUAGUUUUGUUUGGGCUCGUUUCAAGGGGACGAGAGCUCUAGAAGCAAGCCAUUACAUUGUAGAAAAAUAUAUUUAGAAAUACAUGUUUUUUAAAAAUAUAUAUAUUUUUAUUGUUGUCAGCCAGGUGUUACAGGCUUUGGUUUUUGCAUUUAUGUUUUAAAGUUGGACUUUAGCACGUAUAGCUCGUUAGCACGUAGGGGGCACUGAUUGGUGUCACCUCGUUAGUCAGUAUGUGUUAAACCUGUGCUGUCUUGUCCAUCUCGUUAGUGGGAAGGUGUUUCACCUGAGCUCCUCCAGGUGUAUUUAAGAGUGUCUGGCCCAGUGCUCCAGUCGUCUUGAUAGAUGUGGACAGUCAACCCUUUUAGUUGCGCUACCCUUUUGGUUUGCUUCCUGUCUUUAAGUUUGGUGUGGGUUUUUAUUUUGUUUGCCUCUUGAGCAGAUUUAGUGGGUCUCAUGGUGGGUGUCUUUUAGGUCUAGUCAACUUCCAGUGGACACCUCCAUAUUGUCUUUCAGACCCCCUCCUAAAAAACAAGCCUAUAUUUUGGAUUGGAUAUUGCAUCCAAUUAAUAUUUUAAUCAAUGCUCAUUAGUCUUUCAGUUUAGUCUUAUGUUUGUAUACUAAAUAUUUGUUUAUUUUCAGUUUUUUCCUAUGAAGCCUUUGUGUUGCAUGCAUGUCUGAAAUGUACUCUAUAAAUAAAGCUUGAUUUGAUUUGAA
Molecule: messenger RNA, 3790 nt
Organism: Salvelinus fontinalis (brook trout)
Lineage: Eukaryota; Metazoa; Chordata; Actinopteri; Salmoniformes; Salmonidae
Product: zinc finger protein 501-like
Exons: 2
Coding region: 232-1779 (515 amino acids)
Biological process (GO): regulation of transcription by RNA polymerase II
Molecular function (GO): RNA polymerase II cis-regulatory region sequence-specific DNA binding; DNA-binding transcription factor activity
Source: RefSeq, a predicted model, not a curated record